Molecule: messenger RNA, 1315 nt
Organism: Pararge aegeria (speckled wood butterfly)
Lineage: Eukaryota; Metazoa; Arthropoda; Insecta; Lepidoptera; Nymphalidae
Gene: MED18
Product: mediator of RNA polymerase II transcription subunit 18
Exons: 5
Coding region: 338-1003 (221 amino acids)
Biological process (GO): regulation of transcription by RNA polymerase II; termination of RNA polymerase II transcription
Cellular component (GO): core mediator complex; mediator complex
Molecular function (GO): transcription coregulator activity
Source: RefSeq, a predicted model, not a curated record
GUUUAAUCUGUGAAUUGCUAUCUUAUGCCAGAUUCUCCAUUGUGGCUUGUGCUGUUUUGGCACUACGAAAAGCCAUAAAUCAAAAGAAGAAAACUGGAAGGAACAGCUGUAAAUUAUAAUAUUCUGAUCCUUAACAUAUCUCUGAAAGUGUUUUCACCGACACGAUUAUACAAAUAAAACAACCGAAACCGCUUGACAGUGGCAAAGUACAUUGUGCUGUUUUGGCACUACGAAAGGCCAUAAAUCAAAAGAAGACUAUAUAAAUAAGAAGUUAUUGCACCGUGGUUUAAAUAUACCCAAUUUAAAAAGCUGGUGUAAUUUAGGAUACCAACACGCUAUGGCUGCAAAUGCACCUCCGAUGACUGCAACAGAUAGUUUGUCGCAAGCGGUGAAAGCAAAUAUAAUACACAAUCAGGAAUAUUUAUUGCAGGGUUCUGUUUUAGAUUCUGCUGUUGAAGUGCUGCUCCAUAGACUUCGUGGGCUCUGUGAUAAUGUGGAUGCUGGUCCAGAGACUUUUGAUGAUCAGGAGGUUUGCUUUAUAUUAAGGGAUCCUAAUCAGCAGGCCCUACCCUCCAUGUUACGAGUAAGAAAAGCUUUAGAUGCACGAGAUAUGCCUUAUCAGUUAAGGUAUAUUGGCCAAGCAGAUGGUGAAAAGAACAGGCCAACUGUUCUGAGGAGUGUUUUGGACAUUGCAUGCAGUGGGAUGCUGUUUGAAUUUCUCAAUGAGCUGGGUUGUAGAAUUGAAUACGAAUAUAGCGUUAAAGGGUACAUGUUCAGAAAGGGUCGGAUGAAGAUAACAGUUGCCAAGGUAUUCAAAAUACCACAGAGUUCUAUGGCCCCAGAACCAAUAUCACAAAGUUACCUUGUGGAAUUAUCGGUGCUGGCUCCUACGGGCCAAGAUGCAAUAGGAGAGGAUAUGCGAGCAUUUGCCGACCAGCUAAGGCCUCUAGUGCAACUAGACAAAAUAGAUUACAAGCGACUGAGCCACAUGGCAGUCACAUAGCAAAUGUUUCUUACUUAGGCAUCCUUUGUGCUUAUCACGAAUUAUUAUUGGUAGAUACAAAGGCUGGCUUGGUAAUGAAAUAAUCAAUAGGUGCAUUAAAACUCCGGUAAUUAUUAAUAGUAAAGAAAGUUUACUUAUCCUUAAUUCAUAAAAUACAAUAGUGUUAUGUGAAGUUAACAGUGAUGAAAUCAAUUUGAAAUAGUAAAAUGUGAAUGUACUGAGCUGCCAUGGUUUUAAGUUUUAAAUAAAAAUACUUAUCCAGCACAUUUACUGAAAUUUAAUUAAGACUUAAAUAAAAACUGUUUCAAGGAA